UUGAAAAUUCAAAUUAAGUCAAGAGGGGAAUGUCAUAUUAUUUUGCCGCUUCUUAAAGAAAAUCUAUUAAUUUUCUUAAAACUAGGUAAAUUAGUAGAUAUAAAGAAUAAAAAACAGUUCCAAUUGUUCAUAGCUCGUGACAAAAUCCAGUGAAGUUGAAGGAAACAAAGAUAAAAGUUUAAAACGCAGUGAAUUUUAUAAAAUAAUAAACAAGAAGUAAAAGCAAGGCAGUCGAAAUGGGAGAUACAGAAAAAUUGGAAGUUCGAGAUCCAGCAAGAGUAGAAAGAAUUGGAGCACAUUCUCAUAUUCGUGGAUUAGGACUCGAUGAUGUUUUGGAAGCUCGAGCAGUUUCACAAGGAAUGGUUGGUCAGAAAGAAGCACGAAGAGCUGCUGGAAUCGUUGUUCAAAUGGUCCGAGAAGGAAAAAUUGCAGGACGAUGUAUUUUAUUGGCUGGCGAACCGAGCAGUGGUAAGACUGCAAUUGCAGUAGCUAUGGCACAAGCUUUAGGUACUGAAACACCAUUUACGAGCAUGUCUGGAUCAGAAAUUUAUUCACUUGAAAUGGGCAAAACAGAAGCAUUAUCACAAGCACUUCGAAAAAGUAUUGGAGUUCGAAUAAAGGAAGAAACUGAAAUUAUUGAAGGUGAAGUCGUUGAAAUUCAAAUCGAUCGUCCUGCUUCAGGUACUGGACAAAAAAUUGGGAAAGUAACAUUGAAGACAACAGAAAUGGAAACAAAUUAUGAUUUGGGAAAUAAAAUCAUUGAAUGCUUUAUGAAAGAAAAGAUCCAAGCUGGAGAUAUUAUAACAAUUGAUAAGGCAUCGGGAAAAGUGAGUAAAUUAGGCAGAAGUUUUACAAGAUCUAGAGAUUAUGAUGCCACUGGUGCACAAACUAGAUUUGUUCAAUGUCCAGAAGGCGAAUUGCAAAAAAGAAAGGAAGUCGUACAUACUGUAACAUUACAUGAAAUUGAUGUCAUUAACAGUCGUACACACGGAUUUCUUGCUUUAUUCUCUGGAGAUACUGGUGAAAUUAAGCAAGAAGUACGAGACCAAAUUAACAGUAAAGUAUCAGAGUGGCGAGAAGAAGGAAAGGCUGAAAUUAAUCCAGGAGUUUUGUUCCUUGAUGAAGCUCAUAUGCUUGAUAUUGAAUGUUUUUCAUACUUAAAUCGUGCAUUGGAACAAGACAUGGCACCUCUUGUUAUUAUGGCUACAAAUAGAGGAAUCACAAGAAUUCGUGGUACAAAUUAUCAAUCACCCCAUGGAAUUCCAAUUGAUUUACUAGAUCGCAUGAUUAUCAUCAGAACAGUUCCAUAUACCGAAGAUGAAAUGAAAGAAAUUUUAAAAAUUCGUUGUGAAGAAGAAGAUUGCCAAAUGAAUCCCGAUGCAUUGACAAUUUUGUCAAAAAUAGCUACACAAACAAGUCUUCGCUAUGCCAUUCAACUUAUAACGACAUCAAAUCUUGUUAGUCGACGUAGAAAAGCACCGGAAGUGACUACUGCUGAUGUAAAAAAAGUUUAUGAACUGUUUCUCGAUGAACAACGCUCCAGUCGCAUUCUUAAAGAAUUUCAAGACGAAUAUCUAUUUAAUGAGAUCAAUGAAGCCAUUCCACAAUCUGCAAUGGAAACGAAUUAAAUUUUCUUACUUCCAUUUCCUAUCAAUUUCACUUGAUUUGAACAUUUUAUUUCUCUAAUUUACGUGUGUCUUUGAUCGAGGUAAAAAAGAUUUAUUUUGAUACACUUGCAGUAUGCACUUGACUUUAUGUCCUCCUCUCAUUAAAAAACAAACAAACAACAGAUUAAUGUAAUAAACAAACAAAAAUUAAUUAAACAUAAUCUAAACCAAGUCUUUUAUGAGUAACCAAAUUUGUUGCUAUAUAUUUUCACAUGCUUUUGGUGUUAAUCCACUUUCUGACAAUACUGCACAUACUUCUGCAAACAAGUCUCUUAAAAUGGUUGCUUGCCUUCUUUGUUGUCCGUCAAUCAACACGGUGGGAAUAAAUGAGACUGGAGGAUUUAAUGCAUGUGUAUUUUCACCAGCUAUUUUCAAUAGCUCUUUCCCAUGUAAAGAUGCAUAGCACUUUUGUAUCGUUUCAGCAUCAACUGUAUACUCUCUUGAACAACGCUGAAACGCUUUUUGAGGAUUUCCAUUAUCUCUGAUCAUGCAAGCUAUAAAAUCCAAUUUUAUCUCUGUAUCAUGGAUGGACUCAACAGCACAACAAUGAAUGAUAUUUCCCUCACAUUCGGUUGGACCUGAAAUCAUAAGUUACAAAUUUUACUAAUUGAUGACUUUGAGCACGUUCAACGAUUAAAUGUAGGUCAGUUCCAAAAAUCACAACCAU
Chironomus riparius is the source of this 2334-nucleotide messenger RNA. Lineage: Eukaryota; Metazoa; Arthropoda; Insecta; Diptera; Chironomidae. The record is from the annotation of a GenBank genome assembly.